GAGCUCAGGGGCCAGGAUCUCUCCCCACCCCCACCCAAUUCUCCAAGCCCCCUGGGAAGAGGAGAGAGAGGGAAAGGCCUUCCUUUCCAUGCCCCUUUUUUGGGAACUGCCUGGCAUUGAGGCCAGUGCGACGGGACGACCUCCAAGGAGGCCCGGUCCAUAGGUUGCUCUGAGUGCAGCUCCUGGACCGAAGAGAGCCAACCAUGGCAGAGGAAGUAUGGGUGGGCACCUGGAGGCCCCAUCGCCCCCGGGGGCCCAUCAUGGCCCUCUACAGCAGCCCAGGACCCAAGUACUUGAUUCCACCCACCACGGGCUUUGUGAAGCACACACCCACCAAGCUGCGUGCACCAGCCUACAGUUUCCGUGGGGCCCCCAUGCUCCUGGCAGAGAACUGCUCCCCAGGGCCCCGCUACAGCGUGAACCCCAAGAUACUGAGGACUGGCAAGGACCUUGGCCCUGCCUACUCCAUCCUGGGGCGCUAUUGUACCAAGACCAUCAUGACCCCUGGCCCCGGUGACUACUUUCCAGAGAAAUCGGCCAAGCACGUGUUUGACUCAGCACCCAGCCACUCCAUUUCUGCCCGAACCAAGACCUUCCGAGUGGACAGCACCCCAGGCCCUGCCGCCUACAUGCUGCCUGUGGUCAUGGGGCCCCACACCGUUGGCAAGGCGUCCCAACCCUCCUUCUCCAUCAAAGGCCGCAGCAAGCUGGGCAGCUUCAGUGACGACCUUCACAAGACCCCAGGUCCUGCAGCCUACCGCCAGAUGGAUGUGCAGGUGACAAAGUUCAAGGCUCCACAAUACACCAUGGCAGCCCGGGUGGAGCCCCCAGGGGACAAGACCCUCAAGCCAGGACCAGGAGCCCACAGCCCUGAGAAGGUGACAGUGACCAAGCCCUGUGCCCCCAUCGUCACCUUCGGCAUCAAACAUUCUGACUACAUGAUGCCCCUCGUGGUGGAUGUGGAAUAGCCCUGACCCCUACCGCACCCCAUCACCCACAGCCUCUGCACAUCAUGUUCCCACAUCUGGGCCGUGGGCUAGGAACGCCUCCUCCCCAAGCUGGGCUGUGGCCCGCCUGGCCUGUAGGGCAGAGCAUACCUGUUUGGACAGUUGUGACCAGUUAUUUUUUCUAUGCUGCUUUCCCAUUUGCUAAUCUUGUUUCCUGCUGUGCCCACAUGUUUAAUAAACCACAGAUCCCAUUAGUAAUGGGUUUGUCUUGA
Herpailurus yagouaroundi (jaguarundi) is the source of this 1219-nucleotide messenger RNA. RefSeq names its product ciliary microtubule associated protein 1A (gene CIMAP1A). Gene Ontology annotation, cellular component: cytoskeleton; outer dense fiber. The record is from RefSeq and is a predicted model, not a curated record. The coding region runs from base 204 to 968 and encodes 254 amino acids. NCBI's taxonomy places the organism in Eukaryota, Metazoa, Chordata, Mammalia, Carnivora, Felidae. The transcript is spliced from 7 exons.